AUGGACGGAUCCUUGGUCAUGCCGGAAGACCAACUCGAUCCCCCAGCAAGGAUCUUCGAACGACUCCGACAGUUAGGCGGCUUUACCUGGGAUGAAUCAAGAAGGCCAUUUCAUUCAAGCUAUGACAACUGGCACGUAUAUGGCACAAGAUUUGUAUCGCCCUAUUCAACCACCACGACAACACCCUUGCAGAACCUAGGCAGUCCGUCCGCCAUCUCCAAACUAGCCUCGAGCCGUAUAUCGCCUGGCGACGUCCAUGUCGGCUUUUUCUCCCAGAGCGAAGGCAGUAGCGAGCGUUCGUCGGCUUCCCCGCCUGCUUUCUCCAGCCUUGCUACCGAUCUAGCGAACGUCGAGGAGCAACAUAUAGUCGCGCGAAUAUCCUACCACGUCCUCCGCGAAGAGAGGACCUUCCACAUAGCUAAGAAUCUGAUCGCCACCGCUGACCCGCAUGGAGUCCAUAAUGUGAAGCCCAUCGACCUUCUUCGCCUGAAUCCGCAACCCGGUGAUCGUGCGCCUAUAAUCGUCGCCAUUUACGAGCACCCCGGAGAGAACUAUCUUUUCAAGGCUCUAGAUCUGGGGCCGGCUUUCUAUUAUGCCAAGAAGGUUGAGGACCGAUUUGAGGCCUAUCGCAAAAAUGACUUCUCUCUAGCAACUCCCAUCAGCCUGAUGCAUUUUCUCGAUUUUGCCAUCGGCGCUACCCAGUGUCUAGAGAUAUUGCAUCACGGCCAUAAUAUGGUCCACGGAGAAAUCAGAGCCGAUGCGUUUCAUUUCAACAUCGAGACAAAUAAGGUAAAGCUAAUAUCCUUUGGCUCGGGGGUAAGGUCGUUCGAACACGGACUCACUAGCACUGGAUGGUCAACACUCUCUAAGGAACUCGGGGCAAAGAACAAAUUAGUUUACAUCAGCCCCGAACAGACUGGCCGCAUGCCGGCAGAGCCUGAUACGAGGACUGACAUUUACUCAUUAGGUGUAUUAUUCUGGAUGCUCCUAACUCAACAACCCGUCUUCACCGGCGCUACACCGUUAGAUAUCGUCCAGUGCGUGCUAAAUCGCCGCAUCCCACUAGUGUCGAAUAUUCGGACGGAUGUACCUGAAGUUCUUGGUCGCAUUAUACAAAAGUGCACGUCUAAGAACAUUUCUGACCGUUAUUACUCAGCUAGCGGUCUACGCCAUGACUUAGAAAUGAUACAGAAAUUCCUGGGGAAUGGUGACUGGAUGACUUUGAAGGAGUGGCAUAUUGCUUCGAAGGACAUCUCAUCGUUCUUCAUGUUACCUACCGCUAUGAUUGGACGUCGGAAAGAGCAUUCUGAACUAGUAAAAGUGCUCGAAAGGGUCGCGAGGGGUCAAGCUAUUGCUAGCCUUGCGGCUACUAAUCGUUACUCUGACGGUUCCGGCUUAUCAACCGAGCUCGUCGACGCCGCCGAUGUUUCAAGCGAAGGUGCAAGCUCCAUUGAAGGGGGAACCCGACGAAGCGGCUCUUUCACCCAGACUAACUUAUCAGAUGCAAAACAAUCAGUAGGUCUCGUCCGGUCUUCAGUUAACGGAACAGAUACACAGACUGUCUCCGCCUCUGGCGACACAAUAUCUUCAUGCCACACCGUUCCUAAGAUAUCCAAAUCAUUAGACAAGCAUCAAUCAGUCACCUUCGAGUCCAAAAGUGUGCUCGAUGCUAUUGGUGAACGCCAAUCCUCUUCGCGCCAUAGCGGCACAGAUACUUCUGCCAGCCUUUCAAGGCAGUUAGGCUCGGCAAAGUUCAGGCGGCGAGGCUAUUGCGAAGUUGUUACUAUUGAGGGCGCUGGUGGCCUAGGCAAAAGUUUUCUUGUUCAGCAGGUACUAGCCGAUGCCAGGCGGAGAGGAUAUUGUGCAACAGCAAAGUUCGAUGCGGCCAGGAGAACAGCGUUUGGGCCGUUAUUGAAAUUAGUGUCUUCUCUAUUCAAACAGGUAUGGGGUGAGAGCGACACGGACACGCCUCUUCAUCGAGCCUUGAAGGACUAUGUUCGUCCAAUAUGGCCGAUGCUCCAUAAUUUGCUUGGGCUCCCUGAAUUCCUCCUCGGUUUUCAAGACCGAACAUCCCUCCCACCACAACCGACACCAGGCCUAUCUAAUGGUCGGAUCAGUAGAACUCCGAUGAGCAGGCGCAGCUCAUCUCCUGUGAGCUCUCCGGGGAGACCACGCCCUCAGAGUCCACGUGUAACGUCGCAGAGCUCGCAAGACUUUCUACGGGCCGGGGUAUCUAUGAAGACGAUUCGCCUGAUGAAUACGUUCUUGGAUAUACUGAGAAUAUUCACAACGCACCACUUCGUCUGCUUGUGUCUCGAUGAUCUUCAGUUCGCAGACGAGGAGUCUCUAGAGUUGAUUACUCAGGUGGUCUCAGCUCGACUCAAGAUGGUACUAAUAGUAACUUACCGGCCCGAUGAAUUAUCACCAGACGCCGUUCAGAAGAUUCUCCAGCCUGCAGACACUGAAGAACAUCCCAAGUCCGGUGGUCCAAGAAUUACUAGGAUUGUCCUGUCACCGUUGACCGAAUACGAGAUCCUACAGUACGUAGCAUCGACAUUAUGUCGACCCCAGGAGGAUGUUGCCAAUCUCGCUCGCGUGAUCCAAUCCAAGACUGCUGGUAAUCCCUUUUACAUGAGGGAGAUGUUGAGCGCUUGCUACCGUAAAAGAUGUAUAUGGUACGACUAUAAAAAGAAUAGGUGGGACUUUAAUCUAGAUUGGCUCUUUGAGCAAUUCAAAGGUGAAGAUAAUUACGAUGUCUUGAAUAACGACUUCAUCACUCGCAGGUUGAGUGAGCUUCCGGCUGCAUCACGUUCUAUUCUAGCCUGGGCGGCUCUUUUAGGUAGCACUUUUUCAUUCGAGCUAAUCUGCCAACUUCUAAGCGGCGCGUUCGACCCCGUCGAUGAUGGUGGUUACGGGCUGAACGACACGCUCUACCGUACCAAGUACUCCAAACAGGACGCAGUGGCAGGGCUUCAAGCAGCGAUCAACGCUUGUAUCGUUGUACAAAGCGAAACCGAUGAUAGAUUCCGGUUUGCCCAUGACAGAUACGUCCAAGCAGCGGCAUCCUUGAAAGAAUGCAAUACCCCUCAAAUGCAUUUCGCUAUUGCGCAGACGCUACUGAAGCAUCAUGGAACCGAGGGAAAAGCAAGGGACAAUACCGCCUCGCACAUUGCGGAGGCUGUCGAAAUUAUCAAGUGCAAGGUUCACGUCCGUCAGCCAUACCGGAAACAUCUAAUGGAUUGCGCAGCAUUGGCGGUAGAGAGCGGCGCAAGGUCAACAGCUGCUAAAUACUACCAUAGUGCUAUAAUGCUCCUACAGCCCGAUCCAUGGGUAGACGGCCCGGAUGACAUCGACUACGAGGAAACACUUAAACUUCACUUACGCGCGGCUGAGUGCUACAUUUACAUGGGAAAUCAUGCAGCGGCUCACAAUCUUGCAAAUGCUAUCCUCAACGGCGCUAAAACCGCGGAAGACAAAGCCCCUGCUUGGCUUCUACUGGCCCGAGUUCAAGCCCAGAAUGGGAAUUCGAUAUCCGCGCUUGCUAUCUUGAAGGAGAGCCUCCGCCAAUUGAAAGUUGAAUUUGAUGGGCAGCCGUCCUUCGAGAAUUGCGAUACCCUCUUCAUGGAGGUAGCUGCCCAAAUCAAAAGCCUAGACCGAGGGGAGAUUCUAAGUCCCCUUGGUACUGUCGAUUCCCACGAACUGAUAGUCGGGGCUAUCCUUACGGAGGCUAUUAGUGCCGCUUGGUGGAGUGACUCUUUAGACUUCUACAAUCUUGCCCUUGCGCUCAUCAACCGCUCCCUAAAGCAUGGGCGCUUCCCUCAUUCCAGUAUUGCUUUUCUCUACGUUGCUAUGAUCGCACUAGCCCGGUUCAAUAUGGUCGAAUUCGCCGCGGAGCUCGGUAGCCAAUGCUUAGAAAUCCUAGAACGGACCCGAGAUUCAUUUUCCUCUGCUCGUGGUUACAUGGUAUAUGCCUCCUUCGUCAGCCAUAUUCAUGUUCCUAUCAGCGCUUGUGUAAAUCACUCGGAAUUGUCCAUUGAAUACGCCUCCAGCGCUGGUGACCGUAUGGCUGUCAUUCUCAGCUUUGGGCUCUCGGCUCAAAUGAGGCUCUUCGCAAGCGAGAACGUUGUUUAUCUCGAGUCAAUAUGCCAAUAUUGCUGUGAGGAGGUACCCGGUUGGCACCAAGACACUAGGGGGGGAACCUACUUGAUAGCAGUUAGACAAGUUUGCCGCGCAUUCCAAGGCAAGACAGAUACAACAUGUGCGAACGCAGUGAUGACGGACGAGCAGCAUAAUUCAAAUGCUUACAAGACAUGGCUCGAUAUCCAAACGCAAAACGGCGGUCGUUCCGUCCUUAUAUAUGAGACAAAUGAGAUCAUCGUCUUAUACUUGUAUGGCUACUAUCAAGAAGCUCGCGAGAUGGGGCAGAGGUGCAUUGACAAGUUGGACCUGCUUUGGUCCUCUCGAAAUACUCGAGCCGUUUUAGUCUUCUACGGGCUUGCCGUUGCAGGUCUCUUGCAGCGCAAGCUCAGCGAUCCGCGCACAGCCGAUGCUGACCUAGAAACCGAAAUUCGCGAUACAAUUUUACAACUCGAAGAUUUGAACAGAAGGAUUAAAGAUUGGCAGGUUAUCUUAAAUGCGAAUUAUCUUGCUUGGUCGAAAUUACUAGAUGCUCAAAUUACGGAGCUGCGUGGUGAUCAUGGCUCCUCUAUACGACAUUACGAAACAGCAUUGGAUCAUGCCUCGGAGUACAGUCUUCUUUUCGAGGAAGCCCUUGGGAAUUUCUUGAUGGCUGGCUUCUUCGUCAGGCGGUCAGCGAGAAGAUCAGCAACGGCGGCCUUGAAGGAAUCGGUUGCGCUCUGGAGACAACUAGGGGCGACCGGAAUUGCGCAGCGGAUCGAAGAAGAUCACUCAUUUCUCAUCCACAGUCCCACUCGCUACGCGAGGACGGCUGAAGUUGCCGUGCAGACUGAUUUUGCUGGGGAUUCUGCCUCCGUCACGUACGCUACAGACGGUGAGGAUCCGCAGGCGGUGCAAACUAUGAACGAGGAGACGAAAGAAACCAGAAUGGCCGCGUGGCGCGGCUCAACACAACCUGAAGCCGGUGCCGGCUUACCAGCUCUCGACAUGAUAGACCUUCAUGCUAUACUAGUUUCAUCCCAAGUUAUUUCCUCCGUCUUGCAGGUUGACGUCUUACUCAAGACAAUGUGCGAUGUUAUCCUCCAAACCUGUGGCGGGUCCGCGACUCAGGCAGCGAUUAUUGUUCAGGACGAAGACGACACGGAAGAUAAUUGGUGCAUCGCAGCUAGCGGUGAUUCAGAGAAGGGCGCCACAGCUCAUCUCCCCGGGCAGCCGCUGAUCGGUACAGCGUUGGUUGCCGAGAACGUAGUUCUAUACUGCGCCCGAUUUCGUGAGGUUGUCUUCAUCCCCGAUCUCAUUAGCGACGAGAGAUUCGGGAAGGUCAAUGACUCUUGGGUGCAAAGGAAUUCGCUUAGCAAAGCCAUAAUUGCCAUACCGAUCUGCCAUGGGGCAAAACCUCUCCUUGGGGUUCUCUACUUGGAGGGCGAACCAGGUUCCUUCACGGAUAGAAAUGUCACCGUUUUACAAUUGCUCGUAAACCAGAUCGGUAUCAGUUAUUCCAAUGCCCUCUCAAUAAAGGCGAUAGAAAAAGUGUCCUCGGAGAAUGAAGCGAUGGUCCGAAUACAGAAGCAAGCAGUUGCGAAAGCGAAACACGCGGAAGCGGAAGCUAAGCGUAAUGUCAAGAUCGCCGAGGAAGCAGCCAAAGCCAAGAGUAUUUUCCUCGCCAACGUAUCUCACGAACUGCGUACUCCGCUAAACGGCGUAAUUGGUAAUUCUGAACUCCUAAGGGAUAGCAGCCUCAACAGAGAGCAGCUCGAAAUGGCAGACUCCAUUCGAGUAUCGGCGGAUCUGUUGCUUACGGUUAUCAAUGACAUUCUCGACUUCUCUAAAAUGGAAGCAGACAAAAUGAAGCUUUACAUUACCGCGUUCAACCCGGAAGAGAUGGUGCGUGAGGUUGUGAGAGCUGCCUCGUAUAGUAACCGAGAGAAGACGUCCAAGAAAAACGUUAAGAUCAUUCAAGAUAUCAAUAUACCGUCGAUGCUGAUUUACGGAGAUCCCAUCCGCCUACACCAAGUCCUCGGCAAUCUCAUUAGCAAUAGUCUCAAGUUCACAGAAGAUGGCUCUAUCACGAUUGGUGCUAAGGUCGAGUCUAAUACCACCGAGAAGGCGAAGUUAACCUUCUGGGUUGAGGAUACAGGUAUUGGUAUUCCGCAGGACCAGCUUAAGAAACUUUUUAGGCCGUUCAGCCAAGCGGAUGCUAGUACUGCUCGCAAAUACGGUGGUAGCGGGCUCGGUCUUAGUAUCUGCAAGUCGCUUAUUGAGAAUAUGAUGAAAGGCGUAAUUUCACUGGAGAGUAAAGAGAAUGAAGGCACGAGAGCUUCGUUCACGGUGACAUUCGAUAAGGCGAAGCCUCAUGUGUCCGCAGGAGAAGCCCGACCCCUCCCAGCAUCUUCGAUCGUCGAUGCAAAGCGCAACGCCCCUCAACCAGCUCCUAGUCAUCCUCCACUAAGCCCAGUUGUAGACUUGGCACGGAUUCCCAAAGAUCAAAUCCGCAUCUGCGUCGCAGAGGAUAAUCUUAUCAACCAGAAGAUUGCCAUCAAGUUUGUGAAUAAAUUGGGAUACACCAAGGUCGAUGCUUAUGAGAACGGACUCAAGGCGGUAGAAGGUUUGCGGCAAAAGGCGAUGGAUGGGGAGCCUUACCAUGUCGUCUUGAUGGAUGUGCAAAUGCCUGUACUCGACGGCUACGAAGCCACCGCGAUUAUUCGGAAGGACCCCAUCGAGGAAGUCAGAAAAGUAUUAGUCAUCGCAAUGACUGCUUCCGCAAUCCAAGGUGACCGAGAGAGGUGCUUAGCGUCGGGCAUGAAUGACUACCUUGCCAAACCAGUUAAAGCAGAUCUACUCAAGAGGAAGCUGGAUACAUAUACCACAGGGACCAUCCAACCACCAACUCCACCUGCUAGACACCAUUCGGACCCCCUUGUCGGGCAAUUUAGGGGUCAAGAGUCGUCGGAUAGUAACUCGACGCCCGUUCCUAGCCCGCAAGUUGUUAACGACUUUAUGAUGGGCGGAUCACCACCUCUCGUCUUGCCGAUGAGGGAGAAUAUUGAUUAUUCAUAUUCUGCCGACGACGCAUCGAAUGAGAAGACGUCAUCAGAUCAAUAUUCGCCAACCGAAAGCGCAAAUGUAUCCCCCUUGCAGCAAUCGGCAAAGCGCCAGCCGCGAAAGUUAACGAAGCCUCGGAAUAAUAGCGACGCUGGGUCCACUACCGACGAGAAGCCGAGGGCAGUGCUAAUCAAGAAGAACCUAAAACCAAGCAAUUCAUCUAUGCUAGAUAGUGAUACGAGCCAUGAAAGUCGGUCGUGGAGCUGACGGUGUGGUUAAGGCUCGUCAGAGAGUCGGCUCUUCUACACACGGACUUACACAGUUAGACUAUUUAAAAUGUGGUCUAGAUAUUUCUUUUCCGAUGUCUUUUUUUUUCUUGUUUACAUGAAGGGUCCCGAGAGAUCUAUCUUCCAUCAUGUACGUUGGGUUGUCCUGAUCCAAAGCAAAUAGGGGACGUGUGAUUUGGCACCGGGAUUUGGAUCAUACAUGGAUUUUCUAU
Daldinia loculata is the source of this 7678-nucleotide messenger RNA. Its product is annotated as putative histidine kinase HHK1p. The coding region runs from base 1 to 7446 and encodes 2481 amino acids. Gene Ontology annotation, molecular function: ATP binding; phosphorelay sensor kinase activity; protein binding. Gene Ontology annotation, biological process: protein autophosphorylation; phosphorelay signal transduction system. Lineage: Eukaryota; Fungi; Ascomycota; Sordariomycetes; Xylariales; Hypoxylaceae. The record is from RefSeq and is a predicted model, not a curated record. The transcript has 3 exons.